AUGCUUGUACAUGAGCAAGGACGGCAACAUAAGGAAAUUAUGAACCAGCAAAAUUUGAGAAACGAUUCCGAUUACACCUUCACCACAACUUACUCCUCGAUAUCAAACAAUGAGAAUUAUCAUUGCGGCAAUAGCAUAUCAUACGAAUCAUUGAAACUAUCCCCAUCUCAAACAAUGGCGAAAGUAAUAUCGAAAGAUAGAAAAGGACUCAACAACAACAGGAGCAAACGGAAACAAAGGUGGACUGGAUCUUUUACCAAGGCAGCCAUAAUAUCAAUUCUCGCAAGUGUACCUCUUGCAAUUGCAGAUUGUAUUUCUCUCUCAGAUUCUACUCAAUGUCCUGCAUUUACUUCCGCCUCAAUUGAUACAAACUUGACCGGACUUUUCCCAUUUUUAUCAUAUGUUUCCGAUCGCGCUACUUUCGACACUCAAUUAAGUGCAUACGUUCAAACAAGCUAUGUGCAGUCAAAGUACCAGCAACUUCUCGGAUGCGGAAAUAUAAAUCUUACAAAUACAUCAAACCUUUACGCUCGAUACACAACCACAGUUAUAUGUAAUUCUAUAAUACAGAAUUCCAAAUCAUCAUGUAGUUUGUCGGAUACCCAAGCACCGCCAGUUUGUGCAGAUUCUUGCGCCCAAUUCGCGGAGAGCGAAUCGAUAAUAAUUGCUGAUAGUCAACUUUGUUCCACUCCCGGAAGCAAUGCUAUUUCUCAAAUUCGUGCUGACUUUACAAAUUGCGCAUUACCAUCAGAUUCGUUGACUGGAUCUUGUGUAGAAGGUUCCACUAAUGAACCAGAUAAUUGUGGAUAUGGUAAUAGCACGUUCGGAUUAUGUCAGUACUGUGGUACUGGUGGACAAAAUAGUACAGAUACUUGCUGUUAUAAUUCAGGAGCAGAAUCACGCUGUGCUGGUGUAGUCUUACCUACGAUUACAGGAUUCAUCACCUUCUCCACAAGUACUGCCUCCUCAAGUUCAGGAACAUCGACUCCAACAUCAUCUUCCACCGGUGCCGCCGCCGCCGCCUCCUCAACAUCGAAUAAGGGAUUAUCUAGUGGUGCUAUUGCAGGUAUCGUUAUUGGAUCGUUACUUGGUUUGGCUGCACUUGUUGGCUUGAUAUUUUUCAUGUGCUUGCGCAAACGACGUGGAAGCCAGCAUGGAAGUAUCUUAAAUCAACCGACACCUGCCAGAAAUAAUGGAAUGGCAUAUAACCCCGUAAAUUCUAAUACUACCCCUGAAGGAUACGAAGUACUUCCUGGAGGACGAAUCGCCCGGAUGUCAGCACUUGAAGGACAUUCUCAUUCUGGACAUUCUUCUUCCCCACGCGACAGAGAUGGAGCAAUUGGUGGCGCCGUAUUAGGAGGUGCGGCUGGCUAUGCUGCGGGACGAAGACAUGAUCGUGAAUCUUCUUCAAGUGAUUUUGGGGAUAGUCCUAGAUCAGGUAUGCAAGGCGGAAUUCUACGACCACCUCCAAAUAGACGAACCGGUUCUCUUUCUAGUGGCUCAGUUCUUGGGCUCGACGAUCCUCAAACUCCUGGUACUGGUAGUAUGUCAUCACCCCACGGCGUGGCUAGUAAUCAAUCCGAGCAACUACCAUUCUUCAAGGAUUACUACUCUCAAGAUGAAAUUCACCCGGGCGACAAAGUUGCAACCUUAUGGGCGUAUCAACCACGUGCCGGAGAUGAAUUUUCAUUGGAACGUGGUGAUAUGCUCAAGGUUGUUGGUAUUUGGGAUGAUGGAUGGGCUACCGGAGUCAUGAUAAAUGAGCGCGCCGAUGAAUGGGACGAAAAGCAUAAAGCACAACGCGAUAGUGGGGUCUCGAAUACAUCUGGACGAAGAAAUGAUUCUCCAAAUGUUAGUGGCGAGAUUAAAGCUUUCCCAUUAGUUUGUGUUUGUCUUCCAGAUCAUUGGAGGAGGACAAUCGAUGGUGAUGGUUCGACGGAUUCUGGUGGUCCACCAGGCCUAUGA
Botrytis fragariae is the source of this 1965-nucleotide messenger RNA. RefSeq names its product putative sh3 domain-containing protein. The record is from RefSeq and is a predicted model, not a curated record. Lineage: Eukaryota; Fungi; Ascomycota; Leotiomycetes; Helotiales; Sclerotiniaceae. The transcript is spliced from 4 exons. The coding region runs from base 1 to 1965 and encodes 654 amino acids. Gene Ontology annotation, molecular function: protein binding.